AGAGAUGCAGAGGCAGAACCAAAGGAAAGACACCAUAAAAGCAGAAGUCACUGUAAUAUUCGCACAGGUAAAAAGUCUUUAAAAUGUGACACAUGUGGGAAAGAUUUCCAGUAUAAGUCAUCACUGGAGAAACACCUGAGAGUCCACACAGGUGAGAAGCUGUUUACAUGCAAACAAUGUGGGAGAGUUUUCAAGCAGAUUUCUCAGUUGACCGGCCACAUGAAAUGCCACUCAGGUGAGAAGCCAUACACUUGCAAAACAUGUGGAGAAAAUUUCAGAUUUAGUAAUGCCUAUUUGGCUCACAUGAGAACACACACAGGUGAGAAGCCUUAUACUUGUAAAAUCUGUGGAAAGGGUUUUGGAUGUAACGGUAAUUUGUUGGUUCACAUGAGAACACACACAGGUGAGAAGCCAUAUACUUGUGAAAUCUGUGGAAAAGGUUUUGGAUGUAACAGUAGUUUGUUGGUCCACAUAAGAACACACACAGGUGAGAAGCCUUAUACUUGUAAAAUCUGUGGAAAAGGUUUUGGAUGUAAUGGUAAUUUGUUGGUUCACAUGAGAACACACACAGGUGAGAAGCCAUAUACUUGUAAAACCUGUGGAAAGGGUUUUGGACAAAGCAGUAGUUUGUUGGUCCACAUGAGAACACACACAGGUGAGAAGCCUUACACUUGUAAAACCUGUGGAAAAAGUUUUGGAUUAAACAGUAGUUUGUUGGUCCACGUGAGAAUACACACAGGUGAGAAGCCAUAUACUUGUAAAACCUGUGGAAAAGGUUUUGGGUGUAGCAGUCAUUUGUUGGUCCACAUGAGAACACACACAGGUGAGAAGCCUUAUACUUGCAAAACCUGUGGAAAGGGUUUUGGACGUAACAAUAAUUUAAUGGUCCACAUGAGAUCACACACUGGUGAAAAGCCAUAUACUUGCGAAUCCUGUGGGAAAAUUUUCAGGUUUAAAAGUAGUUUGUUGGUCCACAGGAGAAUACACACAGCUGAUAAGCCAUAUACUUGCAAAACCUGUGGAAAGGGUUUUGGACGUAACAAUAAUUUAAUGGCCCACAUGAGAGCACACACUGGUGAGAAGCCAUAUACGUGCGAAUCCUGUGGGAAAAUUUUCAGGUUUAAAAGUAGUUUGUUGUUUCACAUGAGAACACACACAGGUGAGAAGCUGUAGGCUUGCAAACCUGUGGGAAAAUAUUCUGUGUCAUGUCAUAAUUGGAAAGACAUGACAAUCCACACAAGUGAGAAACCAUACACUUGUGAAAUAUGUGAGAAAAUAUUCAGUUGUAGUGGUAACUUUUGACAGUCCACAUGAGGAGAGCCCACACUGGUGAAAAGCUGCAUCUUUGCAAGACCUGUGGGAAAAGAUUUGUCACAUCAACUGAACUAAAGGGCAUAAAAAUGUGCACACAGACAAGUAGUUUUCUGUUGAAACCCACACGGGUGGGUUACCUGUUUCAAGUUCUACCCCUGCUAAAAUGUUUUAUUUAAAUUAUUUACCUCAAAAUAUUGCAAAAACAUUUCAGUUAAGUGCAGAGACAAUAACCAAACUUUCCUCUUUAUAUUGGUGGAAGUAUAUUGAAAUAGAAGUGCUCUAACAAAAAUAUUAGGAACACAAUAAGUCAUGUUACUGUCCCUUCAUCAAGGUGUUUUUGUCUUCUUCAUGUGAUGAUAUUAAGUGUGAAAACACAUGGAAAAUGUGUGGUAAAUACUGUACAAAUAAGAUUAAGGAAGUAUCUUUCAAUAAAU
Messenger RNA from Epinephelus moara (kelp grouper), 1748 nucleotides. RefSeq names its product zinc finger protein 239-like. The transcript has a single exon. NCBI's taxonomy places the organism in Eukaryota, Metazoa, Chordata, Actinopteri, Perciformes, Serranidae. Gene Ontology annotation, biological process: regulation of transcription by RNA polymerase II. The annotation marks the transcript as partial. The record is from RefSeq and is a predicted model, not a curated record. Gene Ontology annotation, molecular function: DNA-binding transcription factor activity, RNA polymerase II-specific; RNA polymerase II cis-regulatory region sequence-specific DNA binding.